Molecule: messenger RNA, 1623 nt
Organism: Microstroma glucosiphilum
Lineage: Eukaryota; Fungi; Basidiomycota; Exobasidiomycetes; Microstromatales; Microstromataceae
Product: DNase I-like protein
Exons: 2
Coding region: 1-1623 (540 amino acids)
Biological process (GO): phosphatidylinositol dephosphorylation
Molecular function (GO): phosphatidylinositol-4,5-bisphosphate 5-phosphatase activity
Source: RefSeq, a predicted model, not a curated record
AUGCCCUCCGCCCAUACUCCCCUCCGAGUGCAAGUAGCCACCUUCAACUUCAAUCUUCAAGGCGCCAAAGACCCUUUUCCCGAUCUGCAACCUCUACUCAUCCCCACCCUCUCCGAAUCACGACGAGAGUAUAAUGCCUCUUCUCUCUCCUCUGGCAGGGAAGCACCGGACAUUUAUGCUGUGGGAUUUCAAGAGUUGCUGCCCUUGCACGAAGGAUUUGCGGAUUCGCUUGCGGCACAGGAGGUGCGAGCUCAUACGGUCAGGGAGAUCAAGCGGGCGUUGCGACCUCAUGCGGGGGUGACCAGGCCGGACGGAAUGUAUCCUCCUGGGGGUGGGCCAGAGGACUACACGCUACUGGGCGAGGCGCACCUGGUUAGCAUCUCCCUCUUUGUCUUUGGUAGGGAUCGAGCUGGAAUUCCUUCGAGGGUGAAGGAAGUGCGCACAUCGACGGCUGCUGCGGGCGUGUUCAACCUAUUGGGGAAUAAGGGUGGUGUUGGCGUUAGACUGGUAAUGCAGACGGCGCUGCAAGGCAAAGAGUCCAAUCUCACCUUGGAGGAUUCUCGCGAGGUACUCACCUUUGUCUGCGCCCAUCUUGCCGCUCAUGACCACAUGUCUCCCCGGAGGAAUGAAGACUUCAAGACGAUCGUCAGCCGAUUGGCCUUCCCACCCAGCUCUGCCCAACCUCUACCAGUCGUAUCCGACGCCGGAGCCCUCCCAAAUCUUCGUACAGGUGGGGAUACAUCAAAGUUGCAGGAGAAGUACGACGCAGAUCGAGCGACCCAGUCUGAGCGUAAGAGACUGGCAAAGCGAGGAGUACAGGCUGCUGUGGAUGGGAAAACGCACGGACUGUACGAUGCACAUCACGUCUUCUUCUUUGGUGAUCUCAACUACCGUCUUGACCUCGGUGGUGGCGCUGGCGCGGGGGAGAAGGAGCAGGGCCAGCUCACAAAGGAAGACGUCUCGAAGAAGGUGGCAAGCAAGGACUUCGCCUCGCUAGUCCCGCACGACCAGCUCACGAUCAACAAGAAGCAAGGCAAAGUAUUGCAGGGCAUGACAGAGGUGGAUCUCAAGGACGCUGCUUUUGGUCCCACGUACAAGUUCAAGCCCAUCAGAGGCAAGGCCGCUACUGCCGCUGCAGCUGGUGACGAUAAGACAAAGAACGCUGGAAAAGGAGACGAGCUAAGCCCGAAGCGGGUACCUGGAUGGCCGGAUCGGAUCCUCUGGGCUAGCGUGGGCAAGGAGAAUGAUGAGCUACAGGGUCUCAAUGUCGAGCUCUACCGGAGUAUCAUGAGUUACACAAUCUCCGACCACAAGCCUCUCACCCUCCUCGCUUCUCUCCCCUCGCUCCCCUCUUCAACUCAAGCCCUCCUGAGCAAUCGUUCCCCCUACCCCCUCUCAUCAAGCUGGCAGUCAUCCCGCACCCUCGGAAUCGCACUGGAUCGUCUCGUGGGCUACAUCUGGUCCACCCUCGUCCUGCUUGGCGCGGGUAAGCUGCUACUGGGAGCGGCAGAGGUGGCAGUACUCGCGGUGCUGGGGGCGUGGUACCUUUCUUCUGGUGCUGCUGCUGGUGGGGGAGGUGGGGAUCUGGGAUAUUGGUUGGGUAGUCUGAGUGGGAGACCUUGA